CAUCAAAAACAAUUAUAUCAUCAAAUCCCACACUUAUUAAACAACCCAAGAAAAAAGAAAAGAAAAGAAAAUUUCACUACAACAAAAUGAUGAAACAAGUUAUCAUCUUGUCCUUCUUCAUUGUUUUCCUCUUUCACUCUUCUUCUACUUUAGCUCAAUCUCCAGCUCACUCCCCAACUCAGCCUCAAAAACCAAUUCCUAAAGCUCAAUCGCCUACUACUAAACCCGUCCUUGCUCAACCGCCAUCUCAAGCAGUACUACCGGCUCCUUCUCAAGCUCCAACCCAAAAGCCUCUCCCUCACACCCCACCGCGAAAGCCAACCACUAAGCCAGCCCCGCCUAAUGUCACUGAGAUCCUCGACAAAGCUGGAGGCUUCAGUGUCUUCGUCCGCCUCCUUAAAAACACUCAAGUCGUCAAUCAGAUCGAAAAUCAACUCAACACUUCCAACAGCUUAACCAUUUUGGCCCCAACCAACGGCGGAUUCUCUAGUCUAAAAGCCGGCGCUCUCAACGGCCUUACCCCUGAGCAAAAAGUCCAACUCCUUCAAUACCAUAUCCUUCCAUCCUACGUUCCCCUCCAAAACUUCGAAACCCUAACCAACCCUGUCCGUACACAAGCCAGUAACACUGAGGAUUACCCUAUGAACAUUACAACAGAGGGAAACUUCGUAAACAUUUCUACUGGAAUUGUUAACGCUACACUUUCUGGUACAGUCUACUCUGAUAAUCAACUAGCCAUUUAUAGAGUUGAUACUGUUCUUCUUCCUUUAGGUAUCUUUGGCUCGAAAGCGCCUACUCCUUCUCCUACUCCUGCUCCUACUCCAGCUCCACUCGCGCAUUUAAAACCUAAGAAGUCUUCUACUCCAACAAGUACUUCAUCAUCAUCCUCAGCUGCUUUGCCUUCCAACUCAUCAUUGGCACCUAAAGCGCCUAAAAAGCCAUUAAAUUUGUCGUCAACCACCUCUUCCUCGAUCAGUCCUGUGGCGGCAUUGGAUGAAUCCGGUGUCGUUGCCCUAACUUCAAGUAAUGGUGUCAUGAUUGGCCUUGUUGUGACUGGGGUCGCUGCAGUUAUGAGUAUUUUGGGUUAAUUAUGAUCAAUAUGUUUGAGUACUUGUAAUUCAUAGAUCAUGAUUGAUGAUUUAUCCGGAAUAAUUUGAAAGUUAUUUAUCAUUUGUUAUUAUUUUAUAGUAGUAGUUAAAUAUAUUAUUGUAUGUUGUGAUGAUCAGAACUUUUGUAUUGUGUGGAUUUGGUUAAUAUAUAUUCUUUUGUUUUCCCA
This is a messenger RNA of Cannabis sativa, 1276 nucleotides long. RefSeq names its product fasciclin-like arabinogalactan protein 12. Lineage: Eukaryota; Viridiplantae; Streptophyta; Magnoliopsida; Rosales; Cannabaceae. The record is from RefSeq and is a predicted model, not a curated record. The coding region runs from base 87 to 1088 and encodes 333 amino acids. The transcript has a single exon.